AUGAUCGGUCGCAACACUGAAGAGGAUAACUUCCAUUCGCUCGUGCAGGAGAUCAACAAGGUGCUCGGCCCCAGCAACGGCAUAGACUCGGAUGACGUAGACGAGAAUGAGCUGCAAGAAUUGAUGAAAGCAUACACCUCGGAAGAGUCGGAGUGGAAGAAAUACUACUUUCCAUCUGAGACAUUACCAUACACACGGAAUGUUGUCGACAAAGGCAACGGCAAGAGUAACUUGGUACAGUCCCCGAUUCUCGAGUCAACGAAGGUGGUGCUAAUUAAACAGCUUAUCCUAGUAUGGGGUCCUGGAAAGAAGAGCCCGAUUCACGACCACGCGAACGCACACUGCAUCAUGAAAGUCCUCAAAGGCAGCCUGACAGAAACCCGUUUCGCAACCCCCACCGAAGACGACGCACAAAACGAGCGGCCCAUGACGAAGACCCAGGAGACUACUUUCGCUGAGAACGAAGUAACAUACAUGGCUGACACGCUCGGUGUGCACCUGUACACUCCACCCAACGCCGCAACAUACGGCUGCAACGUCUUCAAAGAAGACACAUCCGGCGUCGUUCACAACACGACGUGCCAUUUCUACUCCGAGUACGGCGUCCGAACGGGGAGGAAGUAG
Alternaria metachromatica is the source of this 624-nucleotide messenger RNA. RefSeq lists its product as uncharacterized. The transcript is spliced from 3 exons. The record is from RefSeq and is a predicted model, not a curated record. The coding region runs from base 1 to 624 and encodes 207 amino acids. Gene Ontology annotation, molecular function: ferrous iron binding; cysteine dioxygenase activity. NCBI's taxonomy places the organism in Eukaryota, Fungi, Ascomycota, Dothideomycetes, Pleosporales, Pleosporaceae. Gene Ontology annotation, biological process: L-cysteine catabolic process.